Messenger RNA from Perkinsus marinus ATCC 50983, 1071 nucleotides. RefSeq lists its product as hypothetical. The record is from RefSeq and is a predicted model, not a curated record. Bases 1 to 1071 code for a protein of 356 amino acids. The transcript has 9 exons. Lineage: Eukaryota; Perkinsozoa; Perkinsida; Perkinsidae.
AUGGUCGUGGUGGUCCCCGAGGAUGACCAUACUGCCGUUGAUGAUCCUGCUCGGUGUGGUGCUGAUGGUCAUGUCAGGGAUGCCACACAACUCGAGUUGAGAGGAGGGGGAGCGGUCAGCGAUGGUGUGGGGGCCAACACCGUAGCCCCUCCCCGUCCUUCUGCUCUUCAGCCCAGCGAGACGUCUCCACUGGGACAUGUCCGAAGACCUGUCCUCAACAAUACCUGGCCACCCUACACAGAGGAGCUGAUCGCCUCCUCUAGGUACUGUGGACGUAACCAAAACAGGGGCACCACCUCCAGCCACGCCGGUACCACAGUGAGUCCUACUGUGACCAUCACUCCCCAUCAGAAGCCCAUGGUCUCGUCGGGAAGUUGCGGUAUGCCGACUUCAGCUCGUGUCGGUGGUUCUACCAACAUCGGCAACGACAUGAGCGCCUAUUGGCAUGUGUUGCUGUGGUCACCGCUCGACCCUUCCACGCGCAAGCCGCCAUGGGAGGGUCUACAUUCACAGGCUACCUCCCCACCCAGUGGCAUCCACCUCAUGGAUGGCACGGCGAUGCUGAGGAUGUACGGCCCGAUGUCCUUCUCGGUCUUUCGAGAGGCGGUUAAGACUACAACCACCAGGGUGACCUUCAUAGAAGGCAAGGCCGGAGACUCGUGGCUUUGCGAUAAGAUCCGUGAGAGUAUUCAAGCCUUCAUCCGCAUGGACCAUCCCAGCGUGUCAUUCAGAGCUGCCUAUGAUACCCUACAGGUCUAUGCCCCCAUCUUAGUCCGCGGCCCAUCGUCUUUCAAUCUCUGGGCUGCCCUGGCCAACCAUGGUCAGGUGUAUUCUCCUCCAAAUCCCCCUACGUGGGGAUGGACAACAACAGAGCUAGGCAGCGACUGGCACUGGGUCACCAGCGCUAGAGUCCUCACACGAGGCGUCGCCAAAAAGGAACUCAAGUUGAAACGCCCUCUUGAGAAGAAGCCUCGAAAGGAAGGCGAGCCAAUCUGGACUGAUCUGUUCUUAGAGAGGGCUAUUCCAUGGCUGAAUGAGGCCCCGAUGUGGUUCCACCAUGUGCCACCAUGA